Messenger RNA from Carcharodon carcharias (great white shark), 1970 nucleotides. RefSeq names its product SprT-like N-terminal domain (gene sprtn). The transcript has 5 exons. Gene Ontology annotation, molecular function: single-stranded DNA binding; polyubiquitin modification-dependent protein binding; metalloendopeptidase activity. Lineage: Eukaryota; Metazoa; Chordata; Chondrichthyes; Lamniformes; Lamnidae. Gene Ontology annotation, biological process: DNA repair. The coding region runs from base 73 to 1590 and encodes 505 amino acids. Gene Ontology annotation, cellular component: nucleus. The record is from RefSeq and is a predicted model, not a curated record.
GAUUGAGCUGAAAAGGGGGAGUGAAGUGGUGCUGCGCAUGUCUAUUUCGCUGAGCUGGACUGAGCUGAGCUGAUGGAGGGGGAUCGGCUUCUGGCGUUACAGCUACAGGCAGCCUGGGAGAAGGAGGAGGGCGAUGUCGGUCCCAAUCCGGCCCAGCAACUGUCGGCGCCGCCUUCGGUGGUGGACGAGGAAUGGGAGCUGAUUGACCCGAAUCCCGACCUACACGGCCUAUUCCUGCAGUUUAAUGAGUUGUAUUUCUGGGGCCGCUUGGCCGGGGUGGAGGUUCGCUGGAGCCCGCGGAUGACACUUUGUGCAGGGGUGUGCUCCUACGAGGGGAGAGGAGGGUUGUGCUCCAUACGCAUCAGUGAACCUCUGUUGAAGCUGCGACCCAGGCGAGACUUGGUUGAGACGCUAUUACAUGAAAUGAUCCAUGCUUUGCUGUUUGUCACAAAUAAUGACAAAGAUCAUGAGUCUCAUGGCCCUGAGUUUUGCAAACAUAUGAGGAGGAUCAACAGGAUGAGUGGAGCCAAUGUGACUAUUUAUCACAACUUUCAUGACGAGGUGGAUGAAUACCGGCAGCACUGGUGGCGUUGUGAUGGGCCCUGUCAAAACAGGCGGCCAUAUUUUGGAUAUGUUAAGCGGGCAAUGAACAGAGCACCAUCAGCUCGAGACCCCUGGUGGGCUGAGCAUCAGCAGACCUGUGGUGGAGCCUAUACCAAAGUCAAAGAGCCUGAGAACUACAAGGUGAAGAAAGGGAAAUGUGGGAAAACGCCAGGGAAACCAAAGGAUGGAGUUAAAUCUCCAGGUGUGGACAUUCGUUCUGUCAUUCCGUUCAAUGGAAAAGGCCAUGUCCUCGGAGGCAGGAGCAUGAACUCGCCCUCUCAACGCACGCCCUUGGGGAAGAUUCCUGAGAGCAGCAAGUUGCUCAGCCCGCCCUCCCAGUUUGUUUCCCUGGGUGAUGGACCAGGAUCAGGAUCCUGGGCUGUUGAAUCCAACCAGCAGAGGAGAACUCCACAGGCUGCAAAUUCAUUUGACCCCAUGCCAUUGGGGGCUGGAUCACCCUGCGUCCUCACAGGAUGGUUGCUGAAAAGCCCUAAUAACCGUACAAGCCCAAAGACACCUAAAAAGUCCGUCAGCAAUAACAGGGCUUUUGUCAGCAUCAAUGGGUCACCUGUUAAGAUUGGCAGGACAAAAUCAAUGAACUCUGUGAAGGAGACAGUGCCUAAAAGUAGCCAAAAAAGGCCUGUCUCUGAAAUGCACAGGGAUCCUCAACAAUCGAGCCAAUCUGCCACUGGCACCAGCACCAGAAAAAAGGUUUGUGAUGAGCUGUCCGUCCCCAGAGGGUCCAUCAUUAGUGCUUUUGAUAAAUCACCAGCACAUAGACAGGGCAACCAAUCUGCUGCAGCAGGUGCGACAGACUCAAAUAAUUGGCACAGCUGGAAUGGCAUUGGCAUAACAGCAUCACAGAUUGGCAGCCCAACUGGCAACACCAGUAUCAGCACUGGCAGUGUGCCUGUUAACUGUCCUGUCUGUCAGUCUGCCAUCUUGCCAUCAGAAAUUAACCAACAUCUAGAUUCCUGCCUCCAGUGACUGGGGAAGAAGAGAGCAUUGCAGCUUGAGUGUGAAGGUGUGGACCAUGAAUUUUAUUUCAAUGUUGUUGGGGUCAGUUAAAAUCUCCAGGCAAAGGGUUAGGUUAAAAUUUGGGCAUUUAAACCCCCAUCUUCUUAACCACCUCCCUACCAACUCUUUUGUCUUUGUCAGAUUUUUGAAUGUAAUUAUAUUUAUUUAUUCAGUAACAUUUUUCUGAAAAAUGUUGCCAAGGCAAUUUAAUAUGAAUAAUGUAAACUAAAUGCUUUCUUUACACUUCACUGCAGAAUAACGUUCAGUUUAAUGCAGAUUUUGUAACAGUUUUAGCUUUGUAAAAUAAUUACUUGAAUUAUGCACCAUACUAAUAAAGUUGAUUGUCCUGA